CGUUUAAUCCACCUGCGUGCUAUCACACUGCACUCCAGGGCAGAUGCCUAUUUCACAUUUCACCCCCUCUCCCCCCCAAAAACAACCACUGCCUUUUCCAUCACUUGCUUUAAAAGCCGUCGCUUCAUUUAUUGCGAUAAGUAGCUUCCAAAGCGCCAAAGUUGCCCCGCGAUGGAGUCAAAGCGAGAUAAAGACCAAGAGGCCGACUGUGAGAAGAUCACUGCUGUGCUGCUCAAGUCACGUACUGGAGAAUUCGAUUUGGAGUCCAUACUGUUCCUCAAAUUGAGAGGUCUUGGAAUCCAUGAUCUUGGAUGCCUUGGAGAGUGUAUGAGUUUAGAGAAACUGGACCUCUCUGCAAAUAACAUCACAAAUUUAGCCCCUCUAGCAUCUCUGCGUCUUCUUUCUGUUCUCGGUUUAUCUGCCAACAGGAUUUCCAAUUUAGAGCCCUUGCGCAGUUGUGAAAGUUUACAGCAUUUAAACUUGGCUGGUAAUAUCAUAUCCAGCAUUGAGAGCCUACACUGCCUUCAGCCUUUGAGAAAGCUGGAAAAUAUACGUCUUAAAGACCACACAUACAAUUAUAGUAAUCCAGUGUGCAGGAACUCUGCAUAUAGAAAUAUAGUUCUGGAGAUGUUCCCCAACAUCAAAGUGCUGGAUGGCGAAAGAGUGGUCGGACGUGGGAGUGACUUGUACCAAUUAUGCAAAGACAUUGAUGAUACCAUCAAAGCUGGUUUGUACAAGAACGGACAGCUUGUUGAACAUUCCGAUUGCAAACCAUGGGUGGAGGAUAAUUACUGGGAGAUAAAACGAUCAAAUAAUGCCAUUAUUGAAGAAGCUUACAAACAGUUUAACGAUGUACUUCAUGAAUGCAGACUCCUCAACAACAGAGCCACUCAUGUAAUUUCGCAAACUGAAAGAUCUAUGAGCUUGAAGAAGCAGCCGAAGCAGUAUGCUAUCUGAGUUGGGCUAUUUUAGACACAGUUUUUUUCAAGGGUAUACCAUGGCUGAUGUACUGUAUGUUUUUUUUCUUCAAAUCACUAAGCUUUAUCCAAAUGCUUGAUAAGUAUCAUUGCCAAACACAUGCUUUGUGUUGCAGUGUGGGGCAUUUGUUGAAAUGCUAUCUCAUCCUAUGCAUUGCGUAUCAAAGGAUACAUGUAAGUGGUUUGGAAAUCUUUAUCCAUACUGAACCUCCUCAGUUUGGUUUUAAAGACGUCUUUACUUGCACAGUGUGCAUUUUGUACCAUCCUGUAGCCUGCAUUUAUGCUGAGCGAAAUGCUGCUUAAGAUUUUCUAUAGGUUUUAUGUAAAAGCUUUUUUUUCCAUUUUGCAUUGCUGGAUAGUUUUGGGAGUAAAUGUAUCCCAUGCUGUAUGCUUUCUUUGUAAGGUGAACGUUUACAAAAGUGGAUUGGAUGAUUGUUUCAGCUGUUUUUACUUGUUUUGUAUCAUAGAGUUGACUAAAUGUGUGGAACCAACUUGUGGCAAAUACAAUGCUUAUGAAGUUGUGCUUUACCUUCCUGAUUUUUUCUCACACUUACAACUGUUGCUCUAUGGAGGACUAAAAAUGAAGUUUAAAUAAAUGUAUAAAUGAAUGCGUGAAUACCCGUAUGAAUAAAUGCUUAUAUAAAAUAAUAAAUACAUUAAUGUAUUAAUAAAAGUUUACACCUAAACAGAACAUAAUCAAAUAAAUCGAUUUCUACAUUUAUUUCUA
Molecule: messenger RNA, 1704 nt
Organism: Pungitius pungitius (ninespine stickleback)
Lineage: Eukaryota; Metazoa; Chordata; Actinopteri; Perciformes; Gasterosteidae
Gene: lrrc61
Product: leucine rich repeat containing 61
Exons: 9
Coding region: 172-957 (261 amino acids)
Molecular function (GO): protein binding
Source: RefSeq, a predicted model, not a curated record